AUUCAUGAUAAUUUGUUACAAUUGUGAAUGCAGUGAGAACCUUGGUUGACUAAGCGGCAAAGGCAGGUGCAGAAACUUUGUUCGUGUUACGUGUUUUUUCUUAAAAUUAUUGGAGCUGAUAUCAUUGAUGAAUUGGAAUUAUGGCAGCGACUACUCCGAGACGUUCUUCACGAAUUCCGCAUACUCACACGCCUAAAAUGUCUGAGAGAAAGAAAGGGUUAUUUUUUACUGAGAACGAGUCAUCGAGGGAGUCCUUGACCAAACACCGUCGACUACCCGUGGUGGAUAGUGAGAGUGAUAGCGAAGACUGUGACCUGGGCAUCAUAAGUACCCUGGAUUCCAGUUCUGGUGAUGACACCGAUCAGAAUAAAACACCCGAACGAUCGCAUUGGAAUGAAAUAAGAAACAAAACUAAGAUAAGGGAGACACAUGAUCUGAAGAACUUUAUGAAGUCUCCAUUUACUCUCAAGAAGUACCAAACCAGAUAUUCCUGUCCGGAAACUAGAUGUACUGGUUCAUUAUCAACACCGGCUACACCUCACUUACAAAAUCAUCCGCGGACCCCUUCAUCCACUCACUCUUGCGCCAGCAUUCACACAACUUCUUCCACAUCCAGCCGAGCUCGGAAAAGUCUGGCCAGUCUCAUAGCAGACACAGAGAGCUGUAGCAGCUCCCUCAAAGACCUCAACUUUGACACAGACUCAGGCUCAGAUUCAAAAGAGAACACUCCAACGAAAUCUCUCAGAAGGUCAGGUCGUAGACACAAAAUGACCCCAAAGCUGCAAAGCUUCAAGGGGAUUUUGGUGGAGCAAAAAAAAAAUAUGUCUCCGAUGAAAAAUGCAGUUGUCUGUCUCACUAAAAUAGACAUGAGCAACUACAUAUCACCAACACAGAUGCUUAAGACACCGCACAACACAUCGGAGAAGGCGUCGCCUCCAAAGUUAGGUCACAACCGGCGUUCCGUGAUCGAAAUACAAGAAAGCCCGGAAUCCGUAUGUGAAAGUGAGAAAAGUCACAAGCGCCUCCACUAUGAUAAUGAUUCUGAUGUAGGGCCGGUGUCCAAGUAUCCGAGACUCGAUGUCAACGCACCGAAAGCCCGUCUGUCACUGUUCAACUGCGAUCGACUUAAAGAAAUUCUAUCUACUAAAUCUUUCUACGGCAAAACUAAUCCAGAAAUGAAUUCUAACAUUUCUACAAAAAUAUCAAACGCCAUCGAAGCCACCAGCGUCCACAGAAGACACUCCUUCAGCCACUCCCAGCCUCACCGACGCAAACGAAAACCCGGUCAGAUAAACCUCGGGGUGAAACACAAAAUUAGGAAGCCGAAAGUACACAAGACUAAGAUAGCCACUUCAAAAAGUUCCAACGCUACAACACCGAGUGUGUUGAAUCAAAGUAAUGUCUCGAAUAAAUCUAUCAACAAAGACUUGUCCAUUUUAAGUCAGGGCUCUGCCGAUGAUAAGGCCGAUCCAUUUGACAAAGAGAAACAGACAAUAGACGCCCUUCUCAGCCAGUGGACUGAGGAGGAUAUACCGGAGUCUGAACUGACGUACACACGACCACAGGAACUGCCGUGCUUCAACAGCACAGUCAUAGAGGCCACCGACCAGAUUUUCAAACCCAUCACAGCUGUUCCUGUGGCCGCAGACAGUUCGAAGUUACAGGAUUCAGAAGCUGUCAUAGUAGAAUUAGGAAUUACAAAACCAGUUGUCGCCACAAAUACUCAAAAUGAUGUGAAUGCCACAAACCCACAAAAUGAUCAAGAUGUGAUCAUGGAAGAAGGUCAUAUCGCGAACCAUGGUGAAGUUCCUAAGACUGGACAGUACCUGCCCGUGGAAGGUGGAUACAUAUAUGUUGAUGGAAACUUAGAACAAAAGGAAAUACCAGACCUGGACGAGAUUGAGCGUGAGUUACAGAUGUUGGAUGAACAGAUAUUAAAAAUGGCGCAAACAAACAACAUAGACGCUGAUGCUGUACUGGCCUCCACGGAGACAUUACCCAUAGCUGGUGACUUGUCAACAGAUCAAACAUCUCUACAGUGUGAGAAACAGACAAAACUGUUCCCUAUCUUCAGUAAACCAAACCAUGGUCUGAACGCUACGUCCACUAAAGGAGACAAAACGAAAAGAUGCCUACUGAAGAGUGGCAGCAAUCAGUAUCUGAUAGACGCUGGGCAGAAGAAGUUUGGAGCGACACAGUGUCAUGAAUGUGGAGUUAUAUACGAGGUCGGUGACCCUCAAGACGAACACGACCACUUGGUUCACCACAACGCAUCUGAUGUACUCAAGUUUAACGGUUGGAAGGAGGAGUGCGUUGUGGACAGGACGGAGCAUGGGAGGUGUCUGAGAGUACGGGGAGGAGACUCCGGGUGGAGGAAGGUGGAGGCGGUGCUGGCGCGGGUAGUGCACCCACAGCUGGGGUACACCAGCCACUUACCAGGAGACGCCAGGGCUUACACGGCUUACCUGUACAUAGAGAAAAAACAAAUAGUCGGAUGUCUGAUAGUGGAACCCAAGUCCAGGGCUUUCAAGCUGUUACCGGGGGACCCUGACUGCUGCACCAUAGAAGAUUACCCUGUCAAAUGCGGCGUGUCCCGUGUGUGGACUCACGCCAACUUCCGCCGCCGCGGCGUGGCGGUCCGCCUGCUGGAGUGCGCCCGCGCCUCCUUCCUGUACGGGUGUGGCGUGUUGCGCUCGGAGAUCGCGUUCAGCGCGCCCACCGCCGCGGGGAAGGCGCUCGCCACUAAAUACUGCGGGACCGAAAACUUUUACGUGUAUUUAGAUUAGACGCUGAGUGAGACCUGAACGGAGGGAACAGUAUAAUGUUGUAUGAAACAUGCUCUCAUUAAUGUAUCUGGGAGUCGUGAUCUAUAGUUUUAAUUUGCUACGCAGCUUGUCCAGUGUCUACUGACAGUUAGUACUGAGUCACAUUCCCCACUGAGUCGAGUCGAUAAGUCUGUGUUCUUAGAUGUUUUUAAUUGUUCACUCGGGACCAAGUACAUCACAAUUUUAUACACGAGUCUGAAAUUAGAAGUUAAAUGCUCUAAGUCCGUGCAUGAAAAAAUAUGUUUUAUUGUAAUUUUUAUAGAAUUUUUUAACUUUUUUUGUUUGAAUAUAAUGAAAAUGUAUUUUAAAUAAUGUACAUGUGCCAAUUUGUUGCGAUAUAUUUUUAAGUCGUGUCUAGCUCAGCUACGUUUUUAGUUAUUAAAUAUUUUAUAAGGAUUUUAAGUCAUUGGAGUGGAAGUCGCUCACCAACUCACUCCUUGUAAUGUUAAACGUUAACUCCGACGUUAGUUGCUAUCUCCACACUUUAUGUUAACACUAUCUCUGAUAAACGCUCUCUAUCCGAACAUUUUUCAAUAUAUUUUUGUUAUGUACUCCAAUUUGUGUGUUAGAGUGUCAAGCCAGCUUUGUUUCCAGUUCGUUGUUUGCUGUGUAAGAAGCGAUCCCAAAGACGUUCCGCGGAUGCCAUAGACUUGUAUAUAAUAUUUAUUUCGUGUUUUGUUAUUCUUGUAUGAGUCCUCCAGUUAACGUCACCACUUGUAGCUUGUAUGUCUUAGUGUGGACGAUCCCGAGCCGCGAGCCGCGAGCCGAGUCGGUCUGGUGUCAAUAAAUGUUUUUAUUUGA
Messenger RNA from Danaus plexippus (monarch butterfly), 3626 nucleotides. RefSeq names its product N-acetyltransferase ESCO2 (gene eco). Gene Ontology annotation, cellular component: nucleus; chromatin. The coding region runs from base 141 to 2786 and encodes 881 amino acids. Gene Ontology annotation, biological process: mitotic sister chromatid cohesion. The record is from RefSeq and is a predicted model, not a curated record. Gene Ontology annotation, molecular function: protein-lysine-acetyltransferase activity. The transcript has 10 exons. NCBI's taxonomy places the organism in Eukaryota, Metazoa, Arthropoda, Insecta, Lepidoptera, Nymphalidae.